CUUUGCUGACAGCCAAGGAUGGCAAGCAAAGGGCCGUCGGCCUCCGCGUCUCCUGAAAAUUCCAGCGCAGGGGGUCCCAGCGGUACUAGUAAUGGGUCUGGCGAGAACGGAGGGCAGGACAGCACCUUUGAGUGCAACAUAUGUCUGGACACAGCCAAGGACGCCGUCAUCAGCCUGUGUGGCCACCUCUUCUGUUGGCCGUGUUUACAUCAGUGGUUAGAGACCAGACCUAACAGACAGGUAUGUCCAGUUUGCAAAGCUGGCAUCAGCCGAGACAAAGUCAUCCCACUGUAUGGCAGGGGCAGCACCGGUCAGCAGGACCCCAGAGAGAAGACCCUUCCUCGUCCUCAAGGCCAGAGGCCAGAGCCGGAAAAUAGAGGGGGAUUUCAAGGAUUUGGAUUUGGAGAUGGUGGAUUCCAGAUGUCAUUUGGAAUUGGGGCAUUUCCAUUUGGUAUAUUUGCCACAGCAUUUAACAUAAAUGAUGGACGGCCUCCCCCAGCUGUCCCUGGGACACCCCAGUACGUGGAUGAACAGUUCCUGUCACGCCUUUUCCUGUUUGUAGCCCUGGUGAUCAUGUUCUGGCUCCUGAUUGCCUAGGGCUGGGCUCUGUCCUGUCUGCACCCAUAGCAAAGCCUCUGGACUGGUGAUGUGCCACCCCCGUUCCUGGUGUUUGGCUUCCUGGCUACUCCUGACCCCAGAGUCGGAUCAGAAACACGUCAAGGAGUCUGUCCUCUCCCUUAGAGCUGCGGAACUCAAGAUCAGCUGAUGAGGACCCCCAAGUGUCACCACUGCGUAAACAGUCCUUUUGUAACCUCGGGCCUUGGUGUUGAGUCCCCCCUCAUGGGCGGCAAUGUGAAGUCCUGUUCAUCAAGUUCUGAGUACACACAGGGAAGUGAUGGGAAAGAAAGAAACAGAUUAUCUUUACCCUGAGUUUUAUAUUGCAGAAACAAA
Jaculus jaculus (lesser Egyptian jerboa) is the source of this 951-nucleotide messenger RNA. RefSeq names its product E3 ubiquitin-protein ligase RNF185-like. Gene Ontology annotation, molecular function: ubiquitin protein ligase activity; ubiquitin-like protein conjugating enzyme binding; metal ion binding. Gene Ontology annotation, cellular component: endoplasmic reticulum. Bases 19 to 597 code for a protein of 192 amino acids. Gene Ontology annotation, biological process: ubiquitin-dependent protein catabolic process. Lineage: Eukaryota; Metazoa; Chordata; Mammalia; Rodentia; Dipodidae. The record is from RefSeq and is a predicted model, not a curated record. The transcript has a single exon.